This is a messenger RNA of Penaeus vannamei (Pacific white shrimp), 1035 nucleotides long. NCBI's taxonomy places the organism in Eukaryota, Metazoa, Arthropoda, Malacostraca, Decapoda, Penaeidae. The record is from RefSeq and is a predicted model, not a curated record.
AUGCUGUCAUCAGUGAAUGUCCGAAGCCACAGACCGGAAAGUGGAGUCCGGAGGAAAGCCCAAGAAAACCUCAUUAAACCAACAAAACAGCAGAAGCGACAGCAGCAGAAGCGACAGCAGCAGGAGCGACAGCAGCAGGAGCGACAGCAGCAGAAACGACAGCAGCAGAAGCGACAGCAGCAGGAGCGACAGCAACAGGAGCGACAGCAGCAGGAGCGACAGCAGCAGGAGCGACAGCAGCAGAGCGACACAGCAGCAGGAGCGACAGCAGCAGAAGCGACAGCAGCAGGAAGCGACCAGCAGCAGGCAGCGACAGCAGCAGAAGCGACAGCAGCAGAAGGACAGCAGCAGAAGCAGAGCGAGCAGCAGAAGCGACAGCAAGCAGCAAGCACAGCAGCAGCAGAAGCGACAGCAGCAGGAGCGAGCAGCAACAGGAGCGACAGCAGCAGAAGCGACAGCAGCAAGGAGCGACAGCAGGAGCGACAGCAGCAGAAGCGACAGCAGCAGGAGCGCAGCAGCAGAAGCGACAGCAGCGCAGAAGCGACAGCAGCAGGAGCGACAGCAGGCAGCAAGCGACAGCAGCAGAAGCGACAGCAGCAGGAGCGACAGCAGCAGAAGCGACAGCAGCAGAAGCGACAGCAGCAGGAGCGACAGCAGCAGAAGCGACAGCAGCAGGAGCGACAGCAACAGGCAGACAGCAGCAGCAAGCGACAGCAGCAGAAGCAGAACAGCAGGCGACAGGCAGCCGAGCAGCAGCAGAAGCGACAGCAAGCAGAAGCGCAGCAGCAGAAGCACAGCAGCAGAGCGACAGCAGCAGCAGGGACAGCAGAGAGCGACAGCAGCAGAAGCGACAGCAGCACAGCGACAGCAGCAGCCAGCAGCAAAGCGACAGGCAGCGAGGCCAGCAGCAGGAGCGACAGCAGGAGCAGGAUAGCUAGCAGGCAGACCGCACGCCCCCGGUGUCUGCUCGCCCGCCCUUGCAAUGGGAGCGGGGGCGGUCAGGGGGCGAGUCGUGCAGCGCGCAGAGGACCUUAA